GUUGCAGAGCGUAAAAUCUGGAAUGCAAGGUUGCGGCGAGGAAAACGCGCAGCCCAGCUCGUGAGUAUACUGGCGGAAUCGACGGCGCCUCUUUUAUGGAUGGCUUGCAUGCGUCGACGUCAUCGUGGCCGCCAUCUUGAGGUACUGGCACGACGAGAAGCCGUAUGAACCAGAAAAACAAGAGCAACACGACAGACACGUGUGUUUUGGCCAGUGACAAAUCGAUAACAGUUAUAUAGCGCAGUGAAAAAAAAAACUGUCACCGCGUCCAAAAGCGAAACAACCUAGCACGUGUGACAGUGUGGUGCAGUGACGUAAUCUUAGCCUCCAUGCUCGGGUGCUAGCUCUCAGCUGCAUCCGUGACGUCACGCGAAAACUGUCAUGGAAGCCUCGCGUGCCUUCACUCCGACGACGUCAUCUGGUAAGGUCGGCAUUCGUACAAUAAUCCGUGCCUCUAAAAAAAAAAAAAAAAGACGCGCUAAGCAUUGACCUCUUCCCUAAUUAGAAUAAAUGCUAAACGACUCCAGCUCGUGUCCAGGUGGUACUUCGCGAGCGUUCACCACGACUGCGACGAGUGUGGGCUCUGUGUCGCGCUUUUAUAUGAGAUAGAGCCAACGCAGCGUCGUAUUUUGUAUACGAUGCAUUCCGUUUUCGAUUAUUCUUGCCACUUGUCGCCUCGGACGCCGCCGCGCCGCCAUUACCUCAUCGAUCGGGUGAUCAGAAAACUUAAAUGAAACUACGUGGCCCAGGGCGGCCGACAACGAUCAGUGACACAAAUUCCUUCCCACGGUGCUUAGCGUGACUACCCUGCUUGUGCCCGAACUGCUCAAAUCAUCCUCCACCGGGGAAGUACCAGCUUUCUCGAAAAUGGAAUCAGACCUGGGACGAACAGUUUAAGCUCCCGCAAAAAAAAAAAAAAAAAAAGGAAGAAAGAGGGGCAAGCGUUUCUCUCUGUUCUCAGAGCAAAGUUCGCGUUCGUCAUCGUUUAAUUCGAAGCGGACGUUUAAAGAAGUCCACCUGCCACCGCGCGCGUCCAGGAAGACUCGUCGGUAUACUCCAGACCUCCAACAGCUGAGCUUACGAGAAAGAGACGAUGGGCUACCUGGCGUUCCUGGACUGCGGAUGCGGCUGGGCGAGUUGCUGCAGUCAGGUGUGGCUGGUGCUGUGGCGCCACGUGUGGCUGUCGCGCAUCCGCCGCCACUACAUGGUCACGCUGCUGGAGCUGGCCGGCAUGCUGCUGCUGAUGAGCUCGGUGUGGGACGACUCCGUGGCGCCGUACCGGGCGAGACCCCACAAGGACCGGUUCUUCGACACCGCCAAGCCGACCGACUUCUGGGGCCGCCGCAACGAGUCCUGGACCCGCGGCUCGCUCGCGUUCGCGCCCGACCAGCCUUUCUUCGGCGACCUGGUCGCCAGGGUCUGCAAGGCGUUGGGACCAGACUGGAGUCCGAUGCCCUUCCAGGAGGCGGCCGAUGCAGCCCAGUUCGCCGACGAAGGCAAGGCCGAGGCUUGGCCGGUAGACGACGUGCAACGACGCGUGGCCGUGUGGUUCGAGCAGCCGGCGCCCCACCGGCUCACAUACCACGUGCGCUUCCCGGACGCCGACUUCGACCUGCGCCAGGAGCACCGGCUCAGCCUGCUGGUGCCGGGACCCGCCGACACGGAUGACUUCGACGAGAUCAGUUGAGAACGCUC
This is a messenger RNA of Dermacentor andersoni, 1695 nucleotides long. RefSeq lists its product as uncharacterized. The record is from RefSeq and is a predicted model, not a curated record. NCBI's taxonomy places the organism in Eukaryota, Metazoa, Arthropoda, Arachnida, Ixodida, Ixodidae.